This is a messenger RNA of Acanthopagrus latus (yellowfin seabream), 1538 nucleotides long. It is a transcript of the gene ca4b, whose product is annotated as carbonic anhydrase IV b. Gene Ontology annotation, cellular component: plasma membrane. The transcript has 7 exons. Lineage: Eukaryota; Metazoa; Chordata; Actinopteri; Spariformes; Sparidae. Bases 1 to 918 code for a protein of 305 amino acids. Gene Ontology annotation, molecular function: zinc ion binding; carbonate dehydratase activity. The record is from RefSeq and is a predicted model, not a curated record.
AUGCACCUGUUCUUUACAUGUUAUUCACUGGUCUUCAAAACUGUUCUCGUAGAUUGGUGCUACCAGUCUGAAUUCACAUGCAGUCACGCCUGCACAGGUCCACAAGUAUGGGAAGGUGUUUCACACCACUGCGGCGGCCGAUUUCAGUCUCCAAUUAACAUUGUUACAAAGAAAAUUCAACUAGAUGAACGUCUCACUCCUUUCCACUUCUCUGGCUAUCAGGACACUUUUCACGGUCGCCUCUUAAACAAUGGUCACAGUGUUCAACUGGAUUUGCCAUCCAGUAUGAGGAUUGAAGAAGGAAAUCUGUCUGCACAAUACAAGACACUCCAACUACACCUGCACUGGGGCAAAGAUGGAGGACCGGGGUCUGAACACAUGAUUGAUGGAGAACGAUUUCCAAUGGAGAUGCACAUUGUCCACAUCAAAGAAGGAUACAACUCUUUAUCCGAGGCUGUAAGAGACCGCACAGGCGUGGCUGUUCUUGGAUUUUUCUUUCAGGAGUCCAAGUCUGCAAACAAAAAAUUUGAUCCCCUUAUAAAUGCUCUGAAAUAUAUCACACAACCCAGCAACAGCACGACACUGAGGGGUGUGUCCCUUGAAAUGCUCAUUCCACAUCAGGAGAAUAUGACCAAGUACUUUCGCUACAGUGGCUCCCUCACAACACCGAACUGUUCUGAGGCGGUCGUCUGGAGCCUGUUUGAAAACCCCAUUCCUCUCAGCAGGAAACAGCUCACUGCAUUCUCCCAACUUCUGUUUUCUGAUGGAAAGCCGAUGGUAAAAACCUACAGACCGCUUCAGCCAGUGAACGGACGGCAGGUGUAUUACUCCGCUGGCCAUGUUGCUCUGGUCAGCACUGCGUUGCCCCUCAUGUCAGUGCUGGUGUCCAGUGGACUCUGCCUGCACACUACAGGAUGAAAGCUAUUCUUAAACGUUAUCUUUAUGAAUUAUACUGCUGUCUAUGUUCACUGGUGAUUGUCAGAUACAUGAAAAAAGGGAAUGAUGUAUGUCUCAAUCUACUGUUUCCACUUCUAUGCUGUCAAGUAUAAGAUGUAUAUUAAGUUGUAGAUUUUUCCUCUUAUCUCAUGAACUAUGUCUUUUUUUCGCACUGACUGCACUGAAGUUCACUGAUGACACUCAUUUUUACUACUGAAUGGAAAGUUACCAUGAAGGAUGACUGAAUUAACAGACUCAGGGACUAUUAUUUGAUAUUGUUAUGAUCUGUUUUGAUAUGAUAUCAUGAUGCUUAUGCUUACUGAAGUGUUUCAUUCCUGAUCUGCAGAAAUUUGAACUCUGCACUGUUCUUCGCUGGGAAUUCAGCCUUUCGCCAUCCAACUUAAGAUAUGUUCAAAUGUACCUGUUUAAUUGUACCUUUCAUGGGUUAUUCCAUUUCAACAUUUCCAUAAAAUGUGACAGAUCACAUUCACAUUGCAUGACCUCAAUCUGACUCAAUCUAUGCUAAAAUAUGAUCUUUUCCAAACCAUAACCAAGUGGUUUGUAAGCCUAAAUCUAACCAGAGCAUAACCACAGCAUUGUGA